Gadus morhua (Atlantic cod) is the source of this 3072-nucleotide messenger RNA. RefSeq names its product kelch-like protein 10. NCBI's taxonomy places the organism in Eukaryota, Metazoa, Chordata, Actinopteri, Gadiformes, Gadidae. The transcript has 5 exons. Gene Ontology annotation, molecular function: protein binding. The record is from RefSeq and is a predicted model, not a curated record. Bases 241 to 2040 code for a protein of 599 amino acids.
AACAAACACAUUGUUGCUAGGAUACAGAUUGUAUCCUAGAUGGUAGCAUAAUUAACACCUCCUUAAUGCAGUGUUAUUUUAUAGCUCAAUAACUUCCUUCGAGGAAAAAUAGCCAGGCUAUACAAUGGCUAGCAUAAGACGAGUCAAGGUAAAUUGUUAUCUUUCCUUAAAAUACGUUUAGCAUUAAUUUCAUUGACUGAAGACAACAACAACACAAAGCACGACCAGGGACGGGAGGCCAUGGAUGGGCCGCAGGAAGUGGAUGGCGCCGAGCAGGAAGUGGGCCUGGAGAGGGCGAUGAGCGCGACCACGUGUGACGUCUUCAACGAGCUGCGUCUGGGGGGGCAGCUGUGCGACGCGGUCAUAGAGGCGGAGGGGCGGCGGUUCAACGCUCACAAGAACAUCCUGUGUGGCUGCAGUCCCUAUUUCAGGGCCCUGUUCACCAGUGCGGGCGCCCCCCCCCGGCCGGCGGGGGUGUACCCCAUCCCGGGCGUGGCGGCCGACACCAUGCAGCUGCUCCUGGAGUACGCCUACACCCGGCGGCUGGCCGUCAGCGCGGACACGGUGGAGGCCCUGCUGGUGGCGGCCGACUACCUGUCGGUGCCGGGCGCCGUGCGGGCCUGCUGCCGCUACCUGGGCGCCCGGCUCAGCGUGGCCAACGUGGUGGGCGUCUGGCGGCUGACCGCCCACUACCCGCUGCCCAGGCUGCGGCGCCUGGCCUACGGGUUCCUGCUGCGCUGCUUCGAGGAGGUGGCCCGCGCCUCGGAGGAGUUCCCCGAGCUGGCCCCGGGGGAGCUGGAGCGCCUCCUGGGGGAGGACGGCCUCAACGCCGCCCGCGAGGAGGCCGUGUUCGAGGCGCUGCUGCGCUGGGUGUCCCACGACGAGGAGGGCCGACGGGGCCACCUCGCACAGCUGCUGCUCAAGGUCCGCAUGGGUCUGAUGGACCCCGAGUACUUCCUGAGCCGCGUGGAGAGCCACCCCCUGGUGCGGCGCGACGCGCGCUGCAGCCCCGCCGUCACCGCCGUGCUGCGGCUCAUCGGCGCCUGCGACGCGAGUGCCUGCCUGGACGUCCUCAACCCCCUGACGCGCCCCCGCCUGCCGCCCGCCGUGCUGCUGGCCGUGGGCGGCUGGAGCGGCGGCGCCCCCACCGGCAGCGUGGAGUCGUACGACGCGCGCGCCGACCGCUGGGUGGGCGUGCCCGUCGAGGGGGAGGAGCCCAGGGCGUACCACGGCGUGGUCGUGCUCGGCGACGCCCUCUACUGCGUCGGCGGCUUCGACGGCGUCCAGUACUUCAACAGCGUGCGGCGCUUCGACCUGGCGGCCUGCCGCUGGCGCCCGGCGGCGCCCAUGCACGCGCGGCGCUGCUACGUGAGCGUGGCGGCGCUGGACGGCUGCGUCUACGCCAUGGGCGGCUACGACGGCCACGAGCGGCUCAGCAGCCUGGAGCGCUACCGCCCCCACGGGAACCAGUGGACGCCGCUGGCCGCCAUGAGCGAGGCCCGCAGCGACGCCAGCGCCACCACGCUCCACGGCAAGGUGUACAUCUGCGGGGGGUUCAACGGCUCCGUGUGUCUGGAGAGCGCCGAGUGCUACGACCCGCGGGCCGACCAGUGGACCCUCCUCCCCCCCAUGGGCGGGCCCCGCAGCGGGGUGGGGGUCGCAGCCUACAGGGACCAGGUCUACGCGCUGGGGGGCUUCGACGGCGUGGACCGCCUGCUCAGCGUGGAGGCGUUCAGCCCGGGCGCCGCCGUGUGGUGCGCGGCGCCCGCCAUGCUCGGCCCGCGCAGUAACUUCGGCGUGGAGGUGCUGGAGGGCCGGCUGUACGUGGCGGGCGGCUUCAACGGCCACAGCACCUCCUUCAGCGCAGAGCGCUACGACGGCGCCACGGGGGCGUGGAGCGCCGUGCGCGACAUGGCCGUGCACCGCAGCGCGCUGAGCUGCUGCGUGGUCACCGGCCUGGCCGACCUGGCCCAAUACGCCUUCCCGCGCCCCCCGCAGGCCCCGCCCGCACUCCCCGACACCCGGGAAGACUUUGAUUAAACAUCAGUUCAUUGAGGACUGUUCUUGACUUAUUUAUUUUUUUACAUUUAUAAAUUAGGCUAGUUAUAUUUAUACAUGUAUUACUUCUACCACUAACACAAAUACUCUUUGACUUAAAUAUGUAUUAUUUUUAUUCUUCAUCUUCGUGUUGGGCUUUUGACUUCAUUACAACAUUACGUUUACUUGUUUUUUUAUAUUGAGCAAUUGAUAAUGUUUUAUUUGAUGUGUACUGCUAUUACUAAUUAAUUUCGCGGAUGAACGAAGAUGGCUUACCAAUCUGAUAUAGAGUAUGCCUUGUCAUGUCAAGUAAACAGGAGAAGGGAUGCAAAGUAUUAACUCCUCUGCACACGUUUCCUUCCUAUAUAUGUUCUUAUGUUUAAAUAUGUAAAUAUUACAUAGGACUGUAACAUCUCAAAUGUUUUGUGCCUUUGUUUCACGUUACUACGUGUGUUUACGUCUUUAGGUGUGUUCUGAAUUCCAAUCCAGUUGAUACAGGCUACUACUAAUGAGUUACCGAUGAUACUAUGGACAAUUAUAAAUCGACGCAACGAAUUGACCGAUAAUAUAAAUGUGGGCUCGUCCGGGAUUUGAACCCGGGACCUCUCGCACCCUAAGCGAGAAUCAUACCCCUAGACCAACGAACCAUAUGCGUUAUAAAGUUUUGCGGAGAAACAUAUUCGGCCUUAUGCUUGCAAAACUUAAAUUUGGACAAAUUAUUAUAGUGAUGAAUAAUCCGCUAUAAAUUCAUUAAUAAAUUGGUUAAUAUUAGUCUCUAUUCAACGAUAUAAUAAUUAGAAGAAAAGCAGAGACGUUUAUUUUUGCAGUUUUACCAAGUUUUUUGCAGUUUUACCAGUUUUAACAAACUGCAGUCAAAACACUUUGUAUCAGUAAUGUUAUAUAAUUGUUCUCCAUUUGCCGGAUUAUUUCAAGGACGAUAGACACCACUAGAGGGCGGUAUGAUGAAAUCGUUUACCUAUACAACCUAUUGUUUAUGAACACCUUAAACUAAGUAAACCAACCGUGUGCCAAGAA